AUGCACACCGCCAACACCCUCACUCUCGCUCUCGCCACGGCGUCCGGUGCCCUCGCGGCACCGCUCGCAGCCAGGCAAGCAAACGAGUUCAGCCUCGCCAUGGCACUGGGCGACGGCGUCGUCGCACUGACCGCUGUCCUCAACGGUACCGACAUCGUCCUCGAGGCCGGCAGGCUCAGCGUCUACCCAGGGCAAGAAGCCCAUUUCAUCGGCGCGGACGCCUACCUGGCCGUGAUCCUCGACUUCACCAACAACACCGGCCCUCUGGCUGGCUACACGCAGUACGGCCUGGUUGUGCCGGACGUAGGCCACGUCGCCGGGGCUGCGGCUACCGUCACGGCCGUGAAGGACUACGACGACUUCGACUUCACCUUCUCCGUAGCUGACGGCGUCAUCUCCCACAAGCUGACCGCCACCACCAACACCUGGUUCGCAUGCGAGGACACCGUCAACGGCGAGCAGAACCUGGUCCUCAAAUGGGGCAACUCCAAGCAGGACGGCUCUCUUCCCGAUGGCUGCCAGCCCGCCACGUUCAUCCAGAACUUCAACAUCCCAGGCGGUCCUAGCUCUUGA
This is a messenger RNA of Anthostomella pinea, 573 nucleotides long. The record is from the annotation of a GenBank genome assembly. NCBI's taxonomy places the organism in Eukaryota, Fungi, Ascomycota, Sordariomycetes, Xylariales, Xylariaceae.